This is a messenger RNA of Neoarthrinium moseri, 840 nucleotides long. RefSeq lists its product as uncharacterized. The transcript is spliced from 2 exons. The record is from RefSeq and is a predicted model, not a curated record. The coding region runs from base 1 to 840 and encodes 279 amino acids. NCBI's taxonomy places the organism in Eukaryota, Fungi, Ascomycota, Sordariomycetes, Amphisphaeriales, Apiosporaceae.
AUGCCUAAGCAAGGACAGAGCCCCAAACAUGUUAAACCAUCAAUCAACUUGUGCCCAGGCCCAAAGAUACAUGCCUUCAAACACCAAAGUUCACCAAUUGAAUGGCUGGAGAGAAUUGACACUGGUCGUGAAGACCACUCGGGGGCCGAAGGUGUGGUGUUCAAAGUAAAGAUCAAAUCACAACUAUACGCCUUGAAAGUGUUCGACUUUUUUGACCCUUCGAAAGAUCGCUACUUUUGGGGUCCGUUGCUCAGCGAAUCCUUCCCUUUAGAAAAGAUUGUCUACUAUACGGAUCCAUUUUACGCAGAAUGCCGCGCUUAUGGGCGGAUACACGAGGCCCAGCGUAAAAGAAAAAUCGGCUCAACGAUUGUCGUACCAUGCCAUGGAUAUUUAUUCCUGGGUGACCGAGAUAGGCGACAGCUUAAGAAAAAGGGCAUUAUCUUUAAUAGCAAAAUAAUCGACAAAGAUUUGCGCAAGGCAAUUGGACAAGAUACCCCCCUGCGCGCCAUCGUCAAAGAGCUAGCACCUGAAGAAUCAGGCAUUGGCAAAGCAGGCCUGACAAAGGUGCUAAUGGAUAUACGAAGUUUGAAUAGUAUCAAGAUCUAUAAUCGAGACAUAAGGGCCGAGAACUUCAGGGGACGGCGGCUGGUUGACUUUGGCAGAGCCUGGACCGAGCCACAUUGCAUAUUAAAUGCGCUGGAUGACGCUGAGGCUAGGGAUACUAAACUGGAGGACUUGGUCAUGUUUGAUGAAAUGAUUGAAGACGAGGGAGUUGGGACAAAGCUGAGGGCUAUGCCAAAUAUGUUGUACUGCGAAAAGUUACGGUCAUUCGCGAGUUAG